Messenger RNA from Cucumis sativus (cucumber), 1020 nucleotides. RefSeq names its product LOB domain-containing protein 25. Bases 239 to 733 code for a protein of 164 amino acids. The record is from RefSeq and is a predicted model, not a curated record. NCBI's taxonomy places the organism in Eukaryota, Viridiplantae, Streptophyta, Magnoliopsida, Cucurbitales, Cucurbitaceae. The transcript is spliced from 2 exons.
CCUUUCUUCUUCUUCUUCCUUCUUCCUUUUUUCCUUCUUAGGGUUUCUUCCCCCAUCUUAUAUAUUUACCCUAAGCUCAAAUUAUAUAUAAUUUAAUUUAUAUAUAUAAUAUAUAUAUAUAUGUAUGUAUGCAUGUUUAUGUCCUUUCUCCCCUUAAUUAAGAGCUUCUUCUUCAAACAUCAAAUUUCUGGAGAAAGAAGGAUCAAAAAGCUAGAAGGAAAAAAGAAAGAAAAAGAAUAUGGCUUCUUCAAGCUACACAAACUCACCAUGUGCAGCAUGCAAAUUCCUAAGAAGAAAAUGCUUAGCUGAUUGCAUAUUUGCACCCUAUUUCCCCCCUGAAGAGCCAACCAAAUUUGCCAAUGUUCACAAGAUCUUCGGAGCCAGCAAUGUGAGCAAGCUUCUCAAUGAGGUUCAGCCCCAUCAGCGCGAGGAUGCUGUAAAUUCUCUAGCUUAUGAGGCCGAGGCUCGUAUGAAAGACCCUGUCUACGGCUGCGUUGGGGCCAUCUCCGUUUUGCAACGACAAGUUAUUCGUCUCCAAAAAGAGCUCGACGCUACAAAUGCUGAUUUGGUACGAUAUGCGAGCGGGAGCGCCCGGCCGCCCUCGCAAUAUGGAAGGAGAGCAACAACUGCCUCGGUGAGUACUCGCCACCAUUCUGGUCUGUCUUUUCUUUCUCCUUUGAGUAGUAGUCAUCAUGAUAGUACUUAUUGCCAUGAUAAAGAGGAAGGCAAUUGAAAAUCUUGUAUGAAUUUGUGAGAGAUUUUUUUUUCUUCUUUUUCUUUGGGGUUUUCCAUUAAUUUGUUCUGCCAAUCCCCUUGUUCCUCUUAUGUUCCAAGCUUUUUUUUAUGGGUAUAUUUUUCUCUCUUGAUCUAUAACAGUGGUGGUUUUUUUUUAAUGCAAUAUUAGUUCUUGUAUCUAAAUUAUAUUUAAGGGUUAUUAGAUCAUACUUUGAGCAUAAUAACAACGAUGACUUGAUUAUAUAUUCAUAGGGAUUUGGAUUAAUAUAAGGUUGUUAGUGUGAA